This is a messenger RNA of Malus domestica (apple), 1418 nucleotides long. RefSeq names its product probable carboxylesterase 6. Gene Ontology annotation, molecular function: hydrolase activity. Lineage: Eukaryota; Viridiplantae; Streptophyta; Magnoliopsida; Rosales; Rosaceae. The record is from RefSeq and is a predicted model, not a curated record.
CCUAAAAUUUAUUCCCAAGUUUUCACUUCUCACUAGGCAGCUACCUCUCCACGUACGUUUUCCAUAUAUUUUCACAUUCUUCGUAUGAGAGCAAGGAGAUCACCAAUGGCUGCUAUCACCUUAGACACAACUUUCAAGCCAACAACCAACGAAGUACUCGACUCCCCUCAUGAUCAACAAUAUGAGACUGUGAUCGAGGAAAUUGAAGGGCUUAUAAAAGUGUACAAGGAUGGACACGUGGAGAGACCUCAGAUCGUGCCAUGUGUCACAGGCGCAGUAGCUCCGGAGCUAGGCGUGACAUCGAAGGACGUGGUCAUCGACAAGUUCACAAACAUCUGGUCACGUUUCUACGUGCCCAAAUGCCAAGAAAAUAACAAGAUGAAGCUCCCUUUGCUAGUAUACUUUCAUGGAGGUGGGUUUUGUGUUGGCUCAGCCGCUUGGAGUUGUUACCAUGAUUUUUUAGCAAAGCUAGCCUCCAAACUCGGUUGCUUAAUCAUGUCGGUAAAUUACCGAUUGGUCCCUGAACACCCUCUCCCAGCUGCAUAUGAAGAUGGAUUCAACUCCAUCAUGUGGCUGAAACAACAAGCUCUAAGUCAACGUGGAGCUAAUAAUAAUAAUACAUGGUGGUCAACGCAAUGUGACUUUUCCAGAAUCUUCCUGGUGGGUGAUAGUGCGGGUGCCAAUAUAGCCCAUAAUGUGGCCACCAGACUUUACACGCGAGGAGGUUCGGUGUUUGAAUCACCUUCUACUGAUCAGUAUCGCUUGCAUCAGUCAAAUUCUUACCGUCCAUGUGACGAAGAGAUUAUAAGCUCAAUAAAGCCUUUGAUUGUUAAAGGUACAAUUUUGCUGCAACCCUUUUUUGGGGGAGAGGCUAGGACAAGUUCUGAGAAGUACAAUAUGGUGAAGCAACCUCGGUCUGUGCUGAGCGUGGCAGCCUCUGAUUCUUAUUGGCGAUUGGCGCUGCCACGUGGCGCUAAUCGAGACCAUCCAUUUUGCAAUCCUAUGAAGAGUAGUAGUGACGGUGGUACUCUAAAGGCUGGUUGGCCUACUAUGGUUUGCAUUUCAGAGAUGGAUAUAUUGAAAGAUAGGAACUUGGAGUUUUGUGAAGCAUUGAGGAAAAGAGGAGAUGGUAAGAUGAAGGUGGAAUAUGUGGUGUAUAAAGGUGUUGGGCAUGCAUUUCAGGUGCUGGAUAAGUCUGAGCUCUCGAAAACUCGAUCGCAUGAGAUGAUAAAUCAUAUUAAGGCCUUUGUUAAUUGUAAUUAAUUAGUUCCCUUGUGAGCUGUGACCAUAUAUAUAUGAUUAGCAAACCCUAGCUUGUAUAGCCAUGUAAAAUGCAUAUAUUUAUAAUCAAAAGAAUAUCAGUUGUGUCUGUAUAAAAGUUGAAAAAUGAAAAAUUAAAUCAGGUAUGUUUCAUGAUC